AUGAGUGUUGAAGAAUUGACUCCGAAGAAAACGGACUUCAAGUACAAAAUUGGGAAGGUCAAACAAACGCCGCAAGUGCUUAAAGAUGAAAGGACUGGACUGGAUUACAUAGAACUCAAGCAAAGGCAAAAUGAGCGUGUUGACGGGUGCACUGUGUUUCAGGGACACUAUAAAGAGGAUAAAAAACUAGGCCAGGGUACUUUUGGCGAAGUAUACCGCGGUGUCCACUUGGAAACCCAACGCCAAGUUGCAAUGAAGAGGACCCUCGUGAAGGCAGAAAAAGAUCUAUUUCCUAUCACUGCUCAACGUGAGAUAACUAUUCUGAGGAAGCUGAACCAUAAAAACGUCAUUAAACUUAUAGAAAUGGUUUACGACUACCCUCCAUCAAACCCCAGUAACAGCAAUAACCAUAGCACCCCAGCGACGCCAAACGCAAGCCCCUCUAGAUCUUUUUACAUGAUAUUGCCAUACAUGGUGGCAGACAUGUCUGGCAUUCUGCAUAAUCCCCGAAUUAAGUUAGAGAUGGGAGCCAUCAAAAAUGUUCUGCUUCAAAUUUUGGAAGGCGUAAAUUAUAUUCAUUGCCAGAAGUUUAUGCAUCGUGACAUUAAGACAGCCAACCUGCUAAUAGACCACAAGGGAAGACUAAAGAUUGCCGAUUUUGGGCUAGCCAGAAAUUACUAUGGAGCUCCGCCAAACUUAAGGUUCCCAGGUGGAGCCGGGGUUGACGCCAAGUACACAUCUGUUGUAGUUACUAGAUGGUACAGGGCACCUGAAUUAGUUCUGGGAGACAAAUAUUAUACUACUGCAGUAGACAUGUGGGGAGUCGGGUGUGUUUUCGGAGAACUUUUUGAAAAGAAGCCAAUUUUGCAAGGCCAGACUGAUGUGGACCAAGGUCAUGUUAUUUUCAAGCUUCUAGGAACACCAACAGAGGAACAAUGGCCAUUAGCUCGCUACCUUCCAGGCGCCGAACUAACAAGAACUAAAUAUACCGCUACUCUACGGGAAAGGUUCGGCAGUCAUUUAAGUGACACCGGUCUCGAUCUACUAGGCCAACUCCUUUGUUUAGAUCCCUACAAGCGGUUAACUGCCAUGUCUGCCAAAAACCAUCCGUUUUUCAAAGAAGAGCCCUUACCAGCAAAGAUUUUACAGUUGCCAUGCGAGGAGUGUCAUGAGGCAGACAUAAAGCGUUAUAAACAAGAGCAGAAUAGGUCGUUAAGCCAACAACCUCCUCCUGCACCUCAAGGCCACAUCGUAGAAAAGCCAACGCCCGUAACUCCCCAGCUGCCGAAAGGGCCCAAGGGUCCCAAAAGUAAUAAGGUUCUAAAACCAGCUACCGGACCCAGAGGAUAUAGCGACAGUAAGCGCGCUGUGCCCAGACAGGGUGCGCCCUCUAGCAUUCCGGCUCCCACGCAUCCGAGGAACGCUUCCGAUUCAGAGAACUCCCGAGGUAGUCGUUAUUCCCGGGGUCCCUCCGGCUACGGCAACCCGGGAUCCAACGGUGGACAAAACAGAAACGAGAGUCGUUUCAACAGUGGACUGUCAAGAAAUCGCUACUACAAUCAACGCACUGGUAACUCUUUAGAUCCACAAAGAACAGACUCGGGUGAUCACACUAACCCCACGUAUUCUGGCUCACAAGGGCUUGCAGGUGAAUCAGAGACUACUGGAUACUUUGAAAACUCGAGGUAUGGACACAGUACAUACCCCAGACACAAUAAACCAUAUGCAGGUCAACCCGGUGGUACUGAAAAUCCGAAUGAUACACCUAUCCGUAAUGUUAGAGGGGACAAAACCAAGUCAUUUCCACCUCACCCGGUAAACCACGAACCACGCAAUGUCGUGCCUCCUAACCGGCCUCGCGAGGACGAAACAGAACCGCAUCAUAAAAAAAGUCGGCAAAACUACCAAUCAGCUCAGGAUGACAUUGCCGAUCUCUACUGA
This is a messenger RNA of Lachancea nothofagi CBS 11611, 1941 nucleotides long. The record is from the annotation of a GenBank genome assembly. NCBI's taxonomy places the organism in Eukaryota, Fungi, Ascomycota, Saccharomycetes, Saccharomycetales, Saccharomycetaceae.